AUGGCGAACGGACACGGGAUCGCAAUUGCAUGCCAGCCGGGCAGCAUGGCGAACGGACACGCCAGCGGGGCAGCCUGGCGAAUGGACACGCCAGCCGGGCAGCUUGGCGAACGGACAAGCCAGCCGGGCAGCAUGGCGAACGGACACGGGCUCGCAAGAGCACGCCAGCCGAGCAGCACGGCGAACGGACACGCCAGCCGGGCAGCAUGGCGAACGGACACGGGCUCGCAAGAGCACGCCAACCGGACAGCAUGGCUUACUCGCUCACUGGAUCAUUCACUCACUACCUUACUCGCUCACUCACUGGCUCACUCGCUCACUGGAUCACUGACUCACUCGCUUGGUCACCGGCUCACUCGCUCACUGGAUCAUCGGCUCACUGACUUCCUCGCUCGCUCACUGGCUCACUCGCUCACUGGAUCACUGACUCACUCACUUGCUCACUGGCUCACUCGCUCACUGGAUCACCGGCUCACUGACUUACUCGCUCGCUCACUGGCUCACUCGCUCACUGGAUCACUGACUCACUCACUUGCUCACUGGCUCACUCGCUCACUGGAUCACCGGCUCACUGACUUACUCGCUCGCUCACUGGCUCACUCGCUCACUGGAUCACUGACUCACUCACUUGCUCACUGGCUCACUCGCUCGCUCACUGGCUGA
Molecule: messenger RNA, 663 nt
Organism: Mya arenaria
Lineage: Eukaryota; Metazoa; Mollusca; Bivalvia; Myida; Myidae
Exons: 2
Coding region: 1-663 (220 amino acids)
Source: RefSeq, a predicted model, not a curated record